Astyanax mexicanus (Mexican tetra) is the source of this 3194-nucleotide messenger RNA. It is a transcript of the gene th, whose product is annotated as tyrosine hydroxylase. Gene Ontology annotation, biological process: dopamine biosynthetic process from tyrosine. The record is from RefSeq and is a predicted model, not a curated record. Lineage: Eukaryota; Metazoa; Chordata; Actinopteri; Characiformes; Acestrorhamphidae. Gene Ontology annotation, molecular function: tyrosine 3-monooxygenase activity; iron ion binding. Gene Ontology annotation, cellular component: axon; perikaryon; cytoplasm. The coding region runs from base 549 to 2030 and encodes 493 amino acids. The transcript is spliced from 13 exons.
GAUAAAGUAUACGCUACACCUGAAAUUAGCUGUACUUUUAAAUAUAAGAGUAUUACCAUUGUUGAUUUCCAUAAAGAACCAUAUUUGUAUGUGAAGAACCUUUUAAAACUCAAAAGAACCAAAACCAUCAAUUCGUUCACCAGUUUGAAUGUUCUUCUUCCACUUUAUGGAAGCAAAUGUUUUUUUUUUCUAUAGCAUCACUCAAAUUAACAUUUGUUACCAAUUGAACCCCAAUAUAAGGUUAACUAACGAAUCUCUGGCCAACCAAAUAUACAUUUAAACUAAUUAAAAACCAAUGCUCAUAAAACCAGUUGGCUUUAAAGAAGAGCAGGGGUGGGGGAGCUUCAGAAACGCUGGACGGCGAGAAUGAGAGGCUGUUUGACGUCAGUAAAGAGAAAUUGUCUCUAUAAAUACUGUGGGUGAUAGAAAAAGCCCAGCGCAGCCAACAAACCCAACAAAGCCAGCACUUUCCACCCAGAAGGAGCAGCAGGACGUCUCGGACAUCUGAAGCAAAAGAUCGCCAAGAGAAGAGCAUCAACAGCUGAGUUAUGCCCAAUUCAACCAGCUCCACAUCAUCCACCAAAAGCAUGAGGAGAGCCGCGUCCGAGCUGGAGCGCUCUGACUCCAUCACGUCUCCGCGGUUCGUGGGGAGGCGGCAGAGCUUGAUCGAGGACGCGCGGAAAGAGCGCGAGGCGGCGGCGGCGGCGGCGGCAGCAGCGGCGGAGGCGGCGGAGACCAACGAGCACAUCGUGUUCGAGGAGGAGGAUGGAAAAGCCCUGCUCAACCUCUUCUUCACCCUGAGGAGCUCCAAGAGCCCUGCCCUUUCCCGCACACUCAAAGUGUUCGAGACAUUUGAAGCCAAGAUGCAUCACCUUGAGACCAGACCGAGUCGGAAGCCUAAAGAUGGUCUGGAGGAUUUAGAAUACUUUGUGCGGUGUGAAGUGCAUCUCUCAGACGUUAGCACUCUCGUCAGCUCCCUGAAGAGGAUCGCAGAGGAUGUCAGAACCACUAAAGAGGUUAAAUUUCACUGGUUUCCAAAGAAAAUAGCUGAACUGGAUAGAUGUCAUCACUUGGUCACUAAAUUUGAUCCAGAUUUGGACCAGGAUCAUCCCGGCUUCACAGACCCAGUGUACAGAAAACGAAGAAAGCAGAUUGGUGACAUUGCCUUCAAAUACAGGCAUGGAGAGUCAAUCCCCAGAGUGGAGUACACAGAGGAGGAAAUUGGAACAUGGAGGGAGGUCUACAGUACCCUUAGGGACCUGUACACCACUCAUGCAUGCAGUGAGUAUCUAGAUGCAUUGAAGCUGCUGGAGAAGCACUGCACGUACAGCCCUAACAACAUCCCUCAGCUGGAGGACGUCUCAAAUUUUUUAAAAGAGCGUACUGGGUUUCUGCUGAGGCCAGUGGCAGGUCUUCUGUCAGCACGAGAUUUUUUGGCCAGUCUGGCAUUCCGCGUGUUCCAGUGUACACAGUACAUCCGCCAUGCUUCCGCACCCAUGCACUCUCCAGAACCAGACUGUGUGCAUGAGCUCCUUGGACAUGUCCCGAUGCUAGCUGAUAAAACAUUUGCUCAGUUUUCCCAGAGCAUUGGUCUUGCCUCUCUCGGUGCAUCAGAAGAAGACAUUGAGAAACUGUCAACCCUUUACUGGUUCACAGUGGAGUUUGGGCUGUGUAAGCAGGGAGACACAUUGAAAGCUUAUGGUGCAGGCCUUCUGUCUUCCUACGGCGAGCUAGUGCAUGCGCUGUCAGAUGAGCCAGAGAUCCGUGAAUUUGAUCCAGAGACUGUAGCUGUGCAGCCGUACCAAGACCAGGAAUACCAGUCUGUCUACUUCGUGUCUGAGAGCUUCGCUGAUGCUAAAGAAAAACUGAGAGGAUAUUCUACGGGCAUCAAGAGGCCGUUUUCAGUCAGGUUCGACCCGUUCACAAGCAGCAUAGAAGUGCUGGACAACCCCCUAAAGAUCAGAGGAGGACUGGAAUUAGUCAAAGAAGACCUGAAGGUCUUGACAGACGCCUUAAAUGUGCUGGCAUGAGCUUACCCGGCCCUGCCACCUGCCCUGCCACCCUGUCCCUCACUGCUUACUAUGUGCCAUUUUCUAUAUGUUGUGUUUCUUGUACUGUUUUGCUGCUGCUGAAGUUGUUGCUUUUAAAAAGCUGGGUGGCAACCACGAGACCUCACGUUAGAGUUUGUUUCCAAAGAUUUAUUGGGUCACUUGGUGACUCUAUUUCAGUUUCUGUCAGAAAUGUGUGGUAUUUUUUUUUUUGAAGAGAUUUAUCCACUGAGUCAAAGCCAAAUUAUAUUUAUUAAAAAUAAAUAAAAUACUAUGUAAUAAAAUUACUAUUUAUUUAGUAUAUACAAAUAGGUGUGUCUGUUUAAACCAGUAGUUCUCAGUAGUUAUCUAUGUACCACUGGUGGAACUUAAAGCAUCCCACUAUGGUUCCGAGAAGACCUCAGAAAAUUGACUACAUGCACAGAAAUGUUAACAUCCAUGUUCAAAGAUUUAUUCUGUAAUUGUUAUGAUUUUAGAUAUGUUUAUGUUCAGUGCUUUACCCAGUAAAUACUGUGCGUAAGCUCACUCUUUAGUGCACACUUUACUCUCAUAGCCACAGGGAUAUAAUUAUUAUCAACAGUUUUAUAGGACCUACAACAAAACCCUCUGUAGUUUCUGCAUUAGGGUUAUUAGCUGAACGGUUAACAUACGAUUCAAAGGAAGGUUAUUUUUUUUUUGCUAAACACACAGUAGCAUGGAUUAUGGUUGAUACCUGUGAUCCAAGUCUGAGAAACACUGAUUUAAACAACCCUGGAGCCUCAGCCUCUUCCAAUUAUGAAUGUAUAUAUAGUUUCAAUAAUAUAUAUAUACAUAUAUCAUGGCAUAAGUGUUAAUAAUGUGAAGUAUGCUCUUGCAAUCGGUGAUCAUUUUUCAUUACCAUGCACCGCCACACAGUACGCUGUGUGCUUCUAAGUUUUUCCAAGUGUGAAUUUAUCUCUAAAUAGCUAAAAUAAAACAAUGAAAUAAAUUAAUUUUUACUUUCAGUAUUGGUCAUGCUUUGGCUAUUAUUUGAUGUGGAAAGUACUGUGCUUCGUGCAUUGUGGUGGCCGACUCAAACGCAUCGUUUCAGCUGUGCUUGCCUUUGAGGCAAUCAAGUGCUGCUAAUAUAAAAUCAACAUGAUGGAAAAUUAAACCAUUUUAAAGUGA